This is a messenger RNA of Pygoscelis adeliae (Adelie penguin), 1164 nucleotides long. It is a transcript of the gene SEPTIN5, whose product is annotated as septin 5. Bases 1 to 1146 code for a protein of 381 amino acids. Gene Ontology annotation, biological process: cytoskeleton-dependent cytokinesis; regulation of exocytosis. Gene Ontology annotation, molecular function: molecular adaptor activity; GTPase activity; GTP binding. The record is from RefSeq and is a predicted model, not a curated record. The transcript has 11 exons. Lineage: Eukaryota; Metazoa; Chordata; Aves; Sphenisciformes; Spheniscidae. Gene Ontology annotation, cellular component: cell division site; septin ring; microtubule cytoskeleton.
AUGGAUUCGAUCAUUAUUCAGGAGCGGUUAGUGGAGCGGCUGCUUUCUCCCCGGACGCAGGCACAGCGAAGCCACCCGGCCAAGCUGAAGGACCACGAGAAGCAGUACGUGGGCUUUGCCACUCUGCCGAACCAGGUCCACCGGAAAUCUGUGAAGAAGGGUUUCGACUUCACCCUGAUGGUCGCAGGAGAGUCGGGCCUGGGCAAAUCCACGCUGGUGAAUAGCCUGUUCCUGACAGACCUCUACAAAGACAGAAAGCUCCUCAAUGCAGAGGAGAGAAUCAACCAGACAGUGGAGAUUGUCAAGCACACGGUGGACAUUGAGGAGAAGGGUGUCAAGCUGAAGCUGACUAUAGUGGACACACCAGGCUUUGGAGAUGCUGUUAACAACACUGAGUGCUGGAAGCCCAUUACUGACUACAUUGACCAGCAGUUUGAACAGUAUUUCCGUGAUGAGAGCGGCCUGAACCGGAAGAACAUCCAGGACAACCGAGUGCAUUGCUGCCUCUACUUCAUCUCACCCUUCGGGCAUGGGCUGAGGCCUGUGGAUGUUGAGUUCAUGAAGGCUCUGCAUGAGAAGGUCAACAUUGUGCCCCUGAUUGCCAAAGCUGACUGCCUGAUCCCCUCCGAGAUCCGGAAGCUAAAAGAGAGGAUCCGGGAAGAGAUUGACAAAUUUGGCAUUAAAGUGUACCAGUUUCCUGAGUGUGACUCUGAUGAAGAUGAGGAUUUCAAGCAGCAAGACAGAGAGCUGAAGGAGAGCGCUCCCUUUGCUGUCAUCGGCAGUAACACUGUGGUGGAGGCGAAAGGCCAGCGAGUCCGUGGACGGCUCUACCCCUGGGGCAUUGUGGAAGUGGAAAACCAGGCACACUGCGACUUUGUGAAGCUGCGGAACAUGCUGAUCCGGACACACAUGCACGACCUGAAGGACGUCACUUGUGAUGUCCACUAUGAGAACUACCGAGCUCAGUGCAUCCAGCAAAUGACCAGCAAGCUGACUCAGGACAACAGGAUAGAAAGCCCGAUUCCUAUUCUGCCUCUCCCAACACCAGACACUGAGACAGAGAAACUGAUCAAAAUGAAGGAUGAGGAGUUACGGCGGAUGCAAGAGAUGCUGCAGAAGAUGCAGCAGCAGAUGCAGGAUCAGUGAGAGGCAGGUACUCGGAGG